AGCAAGGUGUAUUUUCAUUGCACAUUUUAAUGCGUGUUGCGUAAGGUUACCCGGUAAUCAGGUAUAUAUAUAACCCAAUUGAUAACUUAACGCUAUAUGACAAAUACAUUCUAAUCAUACACAUGUUUAUUUAGUUUUACAAGUCUAUCUGUUUUUUUGGUUUUAUCUGACCCGAUAGUAUGGCAGAUGUGGAAAAUGUCCCCUUAGGUGACGAUGGUAAACCAAUGUCAAAAAAAGCAUUAAAGAAACAACAGAAAGAUGCUGAGAAAGCUGCAAAGAAGGCGCAGCGUCAGCAAGAGCAAGCUGAUGCCCAACAGAAAGCUGACGCAGAUGAUGUUUCUAAAGAUCUCUAUGGAGACAUGGUGAUGAUACAAUCCUCCGAGAAACCAGAUCGCUGCUUACAACCAAUUGGAGAUAUAGGACCGAACCUGGCAGAAAAAAACAUCUGGGUUCGUGGCCGUCUCCACACUUCACGUGGUACUGGUAAACAAUGCUUCACUGUGCUACGGCAUCAGCAGUCAACUAUCCAAGCAUUAAUCUUUGUUGGUGAAAAAAUUAGCAAACAGAUGGUCAAGUUUUGUGCCAACAUCAGCAAAGAAAGCAUAGUGGAUGUGUAUGGCGUGGUGAAGAAAGUUGAACAAAAGGUGGAAAGUUGCACACAGGAUGAUGUGGAAAUUCAUAUCGGCAAGAUUUUCGUAGUGAGCAAAGCAGCUCCACAGCUCCCUCUGCUGAUAGAAGAUGCCUCACGACCAGAACUGGAAGAUGGUAAGAAUGAGGAGGGAGGUCGUCCAAGAGUCAACCUUGAUACAAGACUUGACAACCGAAUCCUUGAUUUGAGGACCACCACCAAGCAAGCAAUCUUCAGACUCGAGGCUGGUGUGUGUAAGCUAUUCCGAGAUACUUUGACAGCGAAGGGCUUCUGUGAGAUCCACACACCCAAGAUAAUAUCAGCGGCUAGCGAAGGAGGGGCGAAUGUGUUUACGGUCUCUUACUUCAAAACAAAUGCCUUUCUUGCACAAAGUCCACAACUGUACAAACAGAUGGCAAUUGCUGCUGACUUUGAAAAGGUUUUUACUGUUGGUGCAGUGUUUCGAGCAGAAGAUUCCAACACCCAUAGACAUCUUACUGAGUUUGUUGGUCUUGAUCUUGAGAUGGCUUUCCAAUAUCACUAUCAUGAAGUGUUGCAGGUUAUCGGAGAUAUGUUCAUAUCUAUAUUCAAAGGGUUGAGAGAAAGCUACCAGAAAGAGAUCACGACAGUAGCUCGACAGUAUCCAGCAGAGCCAUUCAAGUUCCUCGAGCCAACUCUGAUCCUUCAGUAUCCGGAGGCAGUGAAGAUGUUGAAUGAUGCAGGAGUGGAGAUGCAGGACAAUGAGGAUCUCAGCACCCCAUCUGAGAAGCUUCUUGGUCGUCUUGUUCGUCAAAAAUACGACACCGAUUAUUACAUACUUGAUAAAUAUCCUCUUGAAGUGCGACCUUUCUACACUAUGCCUGAUCCUGACAACCCAAAAUGGUCCAACUCGUAUGACAUGUUUAUGAGAGGAGAAGAAAUAUUGUCCGGUGCUCAGAGGAUCCAUGACCCUGAGUUUCUGUCUGAACGAGCCAAAGCACACGGAAUUGAUCUGAAAACAAUUGAAGCUUAUAUCGACUCAUUUAAAUAUGGCUGCCCUCCUCAUGCUGGUGGUGGGAUAGGUAUGGAGAGAGUAGUGAUGUUGUAUCUAGGUCUUCACAACAUCCGUUCGUCUUCUCUCUUCCCACGUGAUCCUAAGAGGCUUACUCCUUGAUCAUAUAGCAGUCUCUUACUUAGUAGCGAAUUUUCGGUGUGAAAAAAAUCAGAAUUUUUCGAAAGCAAAUUUUUCAAUAAGUUACCGCCCAAAUGGUGCCUUAUCAAUAUAUUUAAAAAAUAUUAAACAAAAAGCCAUUUUUGAUACAAAUGAAUCCGUUACGCCUAACCUAUUCACUGCCUCGAAAGAUUGGUUUAUAAAUCGAUUUAUAUGUUGCAAGAAUUCUACAAGAGGCAUAGUUAUUUACAUAAUCAUAUUUAUAGUAGGAUGGGGGAAGAUGGGACGCAUUUUUAUUCUGUUUUCUGGUCCCGACCAGGAUAUUUGAAUAUUAAGUGCUAAAAUUUUCCCGUCUUCCCCCACCCCACUAUACGAUGCUAAUAUCAUCUUCCGCUUGUUUCGUUGCCUGCAUUAUCGUUCCAAUGGUUAUCACGGAUUUUUACUAACGGGUGAAUCUAAUACAAUGCAUGGAAAGAA
Molecule: messenger RNA, 2255 nt
Organism: Ciona intestinalis (vase tunicate)
Lineage: Eukaryota; Metazoa; Chordata; Ascidiacea; Phlebobranchia; Cionidae
Source: RefSeq, a predicted model, not a curated record